Messenger RNA from Rotaria sp. Silwood1, 414 nucleotides. Lineage: Eukaryota; Metazoa; Rotifera; Eurotatoria; Philodinida; Philodinidae. The record is from the annotation of a GenBank genome assembly.
AUGUCAAGUCAUAUAUCAGAUAGUAGUAUAUCGAUAUUAAAAGAAUUAAUUUUUCAUGAAACUCUUCUCAAUGAAAUAAAUCAAUUUUUUAAAGAAUUAUCAAUGAAUGGUAAAUAUUUACAAGAUCCUCAAAUAAAAAGUAUUGAUAAUUUAUUACGAACAAUUCAACGUCUUGAACGAAUUAAUUUUGAUGAUAAAAAAUAUUAUUUAUUUGAUAAUAUCGUUAAAUGUAUUUGUUCAUCAUUAUUUAUUGAAAUAUUUCUUCAAUCUUUAAAUCAAGAAAAUGAUGAUGUUAGACAAAGAUUUUUAUUAAAUACAUGUACAGAUUAUAUUUAUUCUCAUUCAACUGAUAAACAACAUAAACAAUGUUUAAUCGAUAUUCGUCAAUCACUUCUUCGUCCAUUUACUGAAUGA